Molecule: messenger RNA, 351 nt
Organism: Propithecus coquereli (Coquerel's sifaka)
Lineage: Eukaryota; Metazoa; Chordata; Mammalia; Primates; Indriidae
Gene: CATSPERH
Product: transmembrane protein 262
Exons: 3
Coding region: 1-351 (116 amino acids)
Source: RefSeq, a predicted model, not a curated record
AUGCGGUGGCAGGACCGCUUAGCUGUGCUCUUCUUUCCUCAGGGAAUGAUGCUCACCAUGGCUGCGCUGAUGCUUUUCCUCAUACACCUGGGUGUCUUUGCCAGCGACGUGCACAACUUGUGUGUCACCCACCAUUAUGAGCGUAUGAGCUUCCACUACACGGUCGUCCUGAUGUUCUCUCAGGUGAUCAGCAUCUGCUGGGCUGCCAUGGGGUCACUUUACUCGGAGAUGAUGGAAAACAAGUUACUCCGGUGCUUUGCCCUGACCAUCCUGAUGCUCAAUGGAGCCAUAUUCUUCAACCGCCUGUCUCUGGAGUUUCUGGCCAUCCACUACCGGGAGGAGAACCACUGA